This is a messenger RNA of Endocarpon pusillum Z07020, 3570 nucleotides long. RefSeq names its product Nitrite reductase. The record is from RefSeq and is a predicted model, not a curated record. The transcript is spliced from 4 exons. The coding region runs from base 1 to 3570 and encodes 1189 amino acids. Lineage: Eukaryota; Fungi; Ascomycota; Eurotiomycetes; Verrucariales; Verrucariaceae. Gene Ontology annotation, molecular function: nitrite reductase [NAD(P)H] activity; 2 iron, 2 sulfur cluster binding; heme binding.
AUGUCGUGGGCAACUUCGUCACCAGGCAUGGCUGUCAGCAAGGAGCCACCGAAUGGUCAUAGUGGGGAGGAGAAUGAUAGCAACAAAUACCCUAAGCCUUCAUCAGAGCGCAAGAAAAUUGUCGUUGUGGGCUUGGGUAUGGUUGGGAUCGCCUUUAUUGAGAAGCUUAUGAAGCUCGACUCGAAGCGAAGAGAAUAUAAUGUCGUCGUCAUCGGCGAGGAGCCACACCUGGCAUAUAAUCGUGUCGGCUUGACCAGCUUUUUCCAGCACAGAAAGGUGGAAAAUCUAUACCUCAAUCCGAAAGAAUGGUAUUCGAACGUGCCUGAAGGCUCCUUGAACUACCAUCUGAAUACACUCGUCACAGAGAUUAAGCCUGAGGAAAAGGUUGUGCUUACGUCCGCCGGCGAUACGGUUUCCUACGAUAUUCUGGUCCUUGCCACCGGUUCCGAUGCUCUGUUACCUAAACAUACACCAGGUCAUAAUGCUAGGGGCGUCUUCGUGUACAGGACGAUCGAAGACUUGGAGAAACUCAUUGCUUUCGCUGCCACUGUCAAAGGCACAACAGGUGCUGUUGUCGGAGGCGGUCUUCUCGGGCUCGAAGCUGCCAAGGCUAUGAUGGAUUUGGGAGAAUUCAAGUCUGUCAAGCUGAUUGAGCGUAAUCGCUGGGUGCUAUCAAGACAGCUUGACGGUGACGCGGGUGGUAUGGUGGUGGAUCUUGUCAGGCAGUUGGGCCUCGAUGUAUUGCUCAGUAAGAGAGUUGGCAAAAUCCAGGUUGACGACAACAACAGCGUGAAGGGCGUCAUCUUUGAAGACGGCGAACAAAUGAAUUGUACCUGUCUGAUGUUUGCUAUUGGCAUCAAAGCGCGAGAUGAGCUGGCCAGAAAAGCCGGCAUCAAAUGCGCAGAUCGUGGCGGUGGUAUUGUCAUCGAUAACCAUUUGCAGACCAGUCAUCCGGACAUUUACGCCAUUGGAGAGUGUGCCAGCUGGGAAAGCCAGAGUUUUGGGCUCAUUGCACCAUGCAUCGAGAUGGCAGAUGUGCUGUCGUUCAACCUCACACAAGCCAAGAUUCACAGCCCGCGGACGUUUAAGCGCCCCGAUUUGAGUACCAAACUCAAGCUUUUGGGAGUGGAGGUGGCCAGCUUCGGCGAUUUCUUUGCUGACCGAGACGGGCCAAAAGACCUGCCAGUUCGACGACAUGGCAAAAAAGAAGGCAUGGUCAACGGAGAUGACAAGGUCAAAAGUAUGACGAAUGGUCCGCCCCCGCCGCCAGUGAAGGCAUUGAGCUACAAAGAUCCAUUCCAAGCUGUGUACAAGAAGUAUUUAUUCACGUUAGACGGGAAAUACCUCCUUGGGGGUAUGAUGAUUGGAGACACCAAAGACUAUGUCAAAUUGGUCCCCAUGGUCAAGAAUCAAAAGGCUCUCGAUGUUCCGCCAGCUCAAUUCAUACUUGGCGCUAGCAAAGAAGGUGAAGAUGAUGGAGGUGAUCUGGAUGACACGACUCAGAUUUGCUCGUGUCACAACGUCACCAAGGGAGAUGUUGCGAACGCUGUCAAGGACGGGUCAUGCAAGAGCAUUGGUGAUGUGAAGUCAUGCACCAAAGCCGGGACCGGGUGUGGUGGUUGCAUGCCCUUGGUUCAAUCCAUCUUCAACAGCGCCAUGAAAGAUAUGGGCGCGGAGGUCCUCAACCAUCUUUGUCCUCAUUUCGCCUAUUCACGAGCCGAUUUGUUCAAUAUUAUCUAUGUCAAAAAAUUGAAAGACUUUGCAGCCAUCAUGAAAGAGGCUGGCAAGGACCCGGAUUCUCUCGGAUGCGAAGUCUGCAAGCCAACCCUCGGCUCGAUCCUUGCUUCUCUUUACAACAAGCACGUGGUGGACAAACCUCUGCAUGGCCUUCAAGACACAAAUGACAAAUAUCUAGGCAACAUCCAACGAAAUGGCACUUUCAGCGUCAUACCUAGGGUCACUGGCGGUGAAAUAACCGCUGACAGGCUGAUUACCAUUGGCACUGUAGCUAAAAAGUACGGCUUAUACUGUAAGAUCACUGGUGGCCAGCGGAUCGACAUGUUUGGAGCCAAGAAACAAGAUCUCAUCGAUAUAUGGACCGAGCUUGUCAAUGCCGGAAUGGAGUCAGGUCAUGCCUACGCCAAGUCGUUGCGAACAGUCAAAUCUUGUGUGGGUUCUACUUGGUGCAGGUUCGGUAUCGGCGACAGUGUUGGAAUGGCAGUGCGACUGGAGGAGCGAUAUAAAUCCAUCAGGGCUCCGCACAAAAUCAAAGGCGGUGUCUCGGGUUGUGUACGUGAAUGCGCCGAGGCGCAGAACAAGGACUUUGGUCUGAUUGCCACUGAAAAGGGGUUCAACUUGUUUGUUGGCGGCAAUGGCGGAGCAACCCCACGACAUAGCGAGCUCCUUGCUAAGGAUGUUCCUCCGGACGACGUGAUACCAAUACUCGACAGAUAUUUGAUGUUUUAUAUCCGAACGGCAGACCGAUUGCAGCGAACAGCACGAUGGGUGGAGCAGCUACCGGGAGGAAUCAAAUACCUUCAAAAGGUCAUUCUCGAGGACAGCCUGGGCAUAUGUGCCGAGUUGGAAAAGCAGAUGCAGGAACUUGUUGGAACCUUCUUCUGCGAGUGGACCGAGGUGAUCAAUGAUCCGGAACGUCGCAAAGCAUUUCAACAAUUUGGCAACACCGACGAAAACAUGGAACCAGCGAUCGAAAAGGUCAGCGAACGAGGGCAGGUUCGUCCAACAUACUGGGCCAAAGCAUCUGCAACGGACGACUUCAAGAACACCAAAUGGAGUAGCCUUACAUGGCAGCCGAUUGUUACGGCAGACAAGUUCCCCGACCUACCUUCUGGCUCGUCACAUACGGUGAAGCGUGGCGACACCCAGCUUGCCGUCUUCAAGAUACGUGGCAAGUACUACGCCUCGCAGCAAAUGUGCCCUCACAGGCGAGCGUUUGCCCUGUCAGAUGGUCUGCUCGGUGAAAUCAAGCCCAGCGAGGACUGCAAAGAGAGCAAGCUCUACGUCUCCUGUCCCAUGCACAAGCGAAACUAUCAGCUCAACAACGAGAGCGGCGCUGCCGAACCCACCGCGGGCUCAUGUAGCAAUGAUCCCGCCAUGUCCAUCGCAACCUUCGAGGCCGAAGAACGUGACGACGGCUACGUCUAUCUCAAGCUGCCACCGGUGCAAGAACUGGACAGUGUGCUCGGGACGACCAAAUGGACCGUCAAGACGCAUGAGACUACCGAUCCGUUCCAGAGUCUGGACAAGAAACUUGGGCUGAAGAAGGGGCUCCGGGGGACAAAGAUAGGCAGCAUGUCCGGGCCUAGCAGGAUGAAUGACUGGAUGGACGUGGCCGGGGGUUAUGCUGCAAAGGAGAAAAUUGAUCAAGAGAAGAGGCGGGUAUUGAAGGACGCGAGUGAGGAGGAGAGGCGGAGGGAUAAUGGAGAUAGUAAGGUGAUCAUCAUCAAGAAGGCGGGGCAUCAUGUCUAUCUAGAUGGAUGGGAGGAGUUCAACGAGGUUAUGAGGGACGAAAUGGAGGAUGUAAGGAGGAGAGAGGAGAGGGGCCGGUAG